This is a messenger RNA of Aureobasidium subglaciale EXF-2481, 532 nucleotides long. RefSeq lists its product as uncharacterized. The transcript has 3 exons. Bases 29 to 454 code for a protein of 141 amino acids. The record is from RefSeq and is a predicted model, not a curated record. Lineage: Eukaryota; Fungi; Ascomycota; Dothideomycetes; Dothideales; Saccotheciaceae.
CUUUGCUUCUCAAACAACACUAGCAAUCAUGUCAUCAGAUCUUGUCCCUCUUACAAUCAUCAAGGGCGCAAGCCAUGAGUUUAUCCCUUUUCCAGCAGGGGAGAAUGCCACUGUCGCCGACUUCCACUCCAUCCGCACAAACACUACCGACUCGCCUUCAUAUCUGACAUCGGGCUUCUACAAGAUCGAGAAGGGCAAGGCGUAUCCCCUACACUAUUCCUGCGAGGAAACAAAAUACGUCAUAAGUGGACAGAUCGAUGUCUUGGACGAGGCCACUGGAGUGACGCAUCAUCUGGUACCUGGAGAUUUCGCUUUCUUCUACGUCAACAGCAAAGUGCAGUUCUCGACCAAGUCUACUGGUUUGGCUUUCUAUGCUGUGACGAGACCCGUGAAGGCGGCGCAUCCCAAUCUUGCUGGCAGAGAGGAGGAUGUCAAGUCAAAGUCGAAGCUGUGAUAUGGCAGAUCUAGUAUCGCGACAAAGGUACACAUAACCACGCAAAUUAAAAUGGAACAUCAGAUCAUCCUUGUUCGG